Molecule: messenger RNA, 2599 nt
Organism: Calidris pugnax (ruff)
Lineage: Eukaryota; Metazoa; Chordata; Aves; Charadriiformes; Scolopacidae
Gene: MIMS1
Product: family with sequence similarity 210 member A
Exons: 4
Coding region: 133-960 (275 amino acids)
Cellular component (GO): mitochondrion
Source: RefSeq, a predicted model, not a curated record
AGCAGUGUCAUCAAUAUGAUCAAGACAUAUAUUUGAAAGGUGGGGAACUAGUGGAAGAUACAAACCUUAUCAUUCUUUUCUUGUUACAUAUCUGGAAAGUAGUAAAGGAAACCUCAGCCACACUUCAUCAAAAUGCAACGGAGUCUAUUACAUACUGCAUCUCAGCUGGCACAGGGGACGUGUUUGGUUUUUCCUCGCACUAGUAUCUUUCAGUGCUUAAAUGGACCAUCAGUGUUGUCAAAUGUUGGAUGCAAAGUGAUUUUGGCACUGGACCCUCCUAAACGAUGUCUUCAUGCAGGUGCAGCACGCCUUGCCUCAAAGAAAAGUGCUUUUUCGUCACAGCCAGCAGACAGUCCCCAGAAAGUACCUGAAGAAAGAAGUCCUUUGCCUUCGGCCACUGACACACCCAAGCAGAGCCCUGUAGAGUCAGAUUCUUCAGAUCCUGAUCCAUUACAAGACAAAUCAAUUAGUCUCGUUCAGAGAUUCAAGAAAACAUUUAAACAGUAUGGAAAAGUCAUGAUUCCAGUGCAUCUUCUCACUUCCACUGUAUGGUUUGGAUCCUUUUACUAUGCAGCCAUGAAAGGAGUGAAUGUUGUUCCAUUCCUAGAAUUGAUUGGUUUACCAGACAGCAUAGUAAGCAUCCUGAAAAAUUCCCAGAGUGGAAAUGCACUAACUGCAUAUGCAUUGUAUAAAAUUGCAACUCCUGCCAGAUAUACUGUGACUUUGGGAGGAACGUCCAUCACUGUUAAAUAUCUACGUAAGAAUGGCUACAUGUCCACACCACCACCAGUAAAGGAAUAUCUACAAGAUAGGAUGGAGGAAACAAAGGAUAAAAUCACAGGGAAGAUGGAGGAAACAAAAGAUAAAAUUACAGAGAAGAUGGAGGAAACAAAGGAUAAAAUUACAGAGAAGAUACAAGAAACCAAAGAUAAAGUUUCAUUUAAAAAAAUUAAGGACUAAGGAAGAUGCUUAAUUUUGGGGUAUAUCAAACUUAGCACUUUAACCCUUUGUGAGGCAGGAUAUACAAAGUGCACUUCUGAGCUUUGUUUUUCCUUCUUUUUUUUUUCCCUUGUCUGGAGACUACAGUUGCUCUGUGGAUUUAAAAAUUGUGUAUAUUCAACAAGGUUAAAGUUACCGGAGGGAGAGGUGAUGACAAAAUUUCAAUUUGCAGAAGAAAAAGUUGAAUCUUAGAUUAGAAGUUUGUGUGUCCAUUGGUGAUAGUGUUAACAGUCACUCUUCCCUCUUUUUUUUUUUUCUUUUUUAAUCCCCGCCCCCUCAAAAUGAAGCUGAUUUAUUCCAAAAGCCACUACUUUAUUCUUCUUCCAUCAUAGUGCACAGUCAUUGUUCCAUUAGACUGAAUCUUCCAUUAAAUGAAAGUGAAGAUAUCUCUUCUGGGAAAGGCAACAUAUUUUGAUUUUCAGAGUAUGUGGACCCAGGCCUCUUGAGUCGUGAUCAUCUCUCAACUUGGAGACAGACCAUUAUCACUGAUACUGCACAUGAAGGAAUCAAUGGAUUAGCUAUUCAGUCUGAAUGAACUAUGAUGGCUACAUUGACUUCAGCUGAGCUGUGAUAGUUUACAGGUUGAGACUAUGAAUCUUCUUUCUUGGACAGUGUAUCUCUUCAGAAAUCUCAAUUGAGAGCUAUAGGAAGAUGAUUUAAUUACAGUAGUCAUACUGCCAAGUAUACUUUGUUUCCUAAAGUUGAUUUACAGUAGAAGAAAGGUAUUAAAUGAAAUUAAUCAAUAUUGUAUAUUAAAAACUAGGAUUUUUUUAUUAUGUUGAAGUUUACAAAACUGUUCUAUUUUGUUUUCAGAACAAAAAAAUUCUGAAAGAGAAGUUUACUUGAGAAAUUGGUAUACUAAGGGGCUCUUUAAAUACGUGCAAAGUUAGAGUUAAACCCAAAAGUUCCUCCUAUUCAGGAAUCCCUCAGACUUCGGUUGAACAAUUUAACUAAAAUAAGCAUAAUUUCUGAGACAGUGAUCACAGUCUACCAGACUUUUCCCCCCUAGAUUUUCUUAGGUCAAGCAAAUACUUAUUCAUAGCUGAAGUUUAAAAUGCUGUCUCAGAGAUGUCAUAAAGGACUACAGUUGAAACUGUUCUAUUUGACUGAGCGGGCAAACUUCUGUCAUGGUUUUAUUCAAAUGUAGGCUAAAAUGAAGUGUUUUUUCCCUGUUUCUAGGGAUCUAGAUCUCUCUUUGUAGCAACUCUCUGCUUAUGUAUCUUGUUUAACAGAGGUGUGUUUUUGCAGAGGGAUAUGGGGAAGCAACAGAGUUGGACCCCGAGCAUUGUAAUUGACUGGAGUAAAAGAAUAUAGCUGAUGAAGUAUCAGCUCUGCCUCAUGUUUUCAGUCAAGUCACUGAGGGCCUCUCCAUGUUUAAGUAAGUUGAACUUCAUUAAUUUGAUUGUGCAGGAUUGAUUACAUAUUUCUCUGCCUCUGUCCACAUGUCAGAUAGUAACUGCAGUCUACUGCUUACCUCACAGGGAUGUUGUGAGGAAUAAUCAUUGUAUAUUCAGUGCCCUGAAGAUGUAAAGUGCCAUGUUUCAGAUAAAUAUUAAAAAAUAAUUCUGUGAACUCUUCUGCUGAGAUGAGCAGUACUGUA